AUGACUCUUGACUGGGAUUCCUGGCGGAAGAAUGGGUAUCUUCAUAUCCCCGAAUACCUCAAUUAUCUUGAAGGCUGUGGCAUCGGGGAGCGGGUGCAGAAUGCAUUGACCCGGUAUGCAUACGACAGCAAUGGACCGGAGCUAGGGCAAAAGUGCUAUGACCUUCUCCGCGAGAUGAUUCAACAAGACCCACUUUACUACGCCCUCAUCGUUGAAUGUCGCCCAGAUAAGGAAUCCAAUCUCGUUCAUCGUUCCACUAUGACGCCCUCCAAUCAUCAUCACCAGUGGACGCCUCCGAACAUGUUAGGGCACCAACACGAUAACGAUAUUCAAAGCAGUAUCUUACUGCCCACCCUCGCUGUCAACCACCUGGUCAACCUGGUACCCGGAUCACAUACAGAAGCACAAUCCCCCUUGGCACUCCACCCGUCCAACGUAACACUCAACCCCGGGGAUCUGAUCAUCAUGAUGCCAACCCUUCGACGAGCGGAGUCCACAUUUUCGGCCAGUGCGUUGUUGAAUCUAUCGCAGGCUGUGGUAGGCGGAAGUGAGCUUGCUUCCAUGUCUACCGCCGAUGCUCUCCUACUAGACAGAGUCCCCGGAACGGAGGCCCUUCCUCCCCAAACCCGUGACGAGCAGAACCACCAGCAGCAUCAGCAGCAGCCUUGCGAGGGUGGCUUGGACUGUGCCUCCGCGCUGGGCGAGGCCUUGACUGGCCAUCGGGACUGGAACGACCCGAAGGUCACUUACCAGUGCAAUAUCGUUCUGGGCACUGAUCAUGGAGCCGCCAUGGCCUUCGUGACGCGCAUCCGCGAGCGCCUUGCCCUAGACUUCCACGAAACACUGGAUAUGUUCGAGAACUCUCGCUCGGACGGCGGCAGCGGCGGCGGGGGCGGCGGCAGUGCAGCCGCUUUGUGGAGUGCAACGACAGUUAACGUCAACACUGAAGGCACCUGGCCGGAAUUCAGUCCUGGGGAGCUGGACCUGACGGAAUUAUUUGGCGUCGAUUCCACGGGGAAUCAAGUCCUUCCUAGCACCACUGAUCUUACGUCAGUAUCGUCGCUGGUUGGUUAUGGAUAUGGUUUGUGA
Aspergillus aculeatus ATCC 16872 is the source of this 1089-nucleotide messenger RNA. RefSeq lists its product as uncharacterized. The transcript has a single exon. The record is from RefSeq and is a predicted model, not a curated record. NCBI's taxonomy places the organism in Eukaryota, Fungi, Ascomycota, Eurotiomycetes, Eurotiales, Aspergillaceae. Bases 1 to 1089 code for a protein of 362 amino acids.